Messenger RNA from Phialemonium atrogriseum, 395 nucleotides. RefSeq lists its product as uncharacterized. The coding region runs from base 110 to 355 and encodes 81 amino acids. The transcript has a single exon. NCBI's taxonomy places the organism in Eukaryota, Fungi, Ascomycota, Sordariomycetes, Cephalothecales, Cephalothecaceae. The record is from RefSeq and is a predicted model, not a curated record.
CGCAAGUUGCUCCUCUUAUUGGUAGAAUCGCUUCGAGCAUGUGCGCCAGCUCCUAGCCAUCAACGACACCUGUAAAGCUUGACCCAUCACUGCUAAUACUCAACAAACUAUGUCGCAGGCAACGGAGUCAAAUCUCCCCUUUACGUCGCCGCAGCCAAAAGUUGGCGAUCCGCCACUAGGCUGGGAUGACUUCAAGAAGCCAAAAUUGGGUCGAUUUCCAGGAUCAGGCGACGACAUCAGCCUGCAAGCGCAUCUCGGCGGGGGGUUAGAUGGCCUUGUUAUCAAAGCUCGAAUCAAGGGCCAGAAGGACCCCCUCGCCGUCAAGAUCGUAGGUUGGCCCUCCCGAAGGAAUUAAGGAUUGGUGUCACCUCUCCCCCUUCACUGAUGCGCAAUAA